GCCAUAAACUACCAGUUCGACAUUUUUGGACUCUCGUCAACGAAACGCCCAGGCUCUGGACUCAUGAACCUCAACGGAUGGAAGCUAUUCUACUCAGGCGCCGAUAUAAUAACUCGUGCUCAUGCCGAUGUUGAUGCUCUGGUAGAACCGAACCUCGCAUGUAAAAUCACUGAUUGCAAAGCCUAUCAGAGGAAGGUCUAUGCGCCCAAUUUGCGGGGAGAUUAUGAGACCUUUCUUGAGGAAGUGCAGUGUGCUCUAUCCGAAGCGCCGAAUACAGAGUUCCUCACAUUGAUGGGCGAUUUUAAUGCGCACGUCGGAGUAGAGGCUGAAAAGUGGAACGGCGUGAAUAGAAAAAACGGUACUAGCGACAUCAACAAUAACGGCAUGAAGUUGUUGCGGUUUUCUGCAAACAACCGACUGUCCAUUAUGAACACCUUCUACGAACAUCGAAAAGUGCAUCCGUACACCUGGUUCCGGGAAGCUUGUGCACAGAAGUCGAUGAUCGACUUGAUAAUCGUAUCGUCUGAGCUAGACGCUCAAUCUUCAUGGUGGACACGAGAGGUACAACUGGCAGCUAAAGAGAAAAAAGCAGCGUUUAAGAAAUGGCUUGGAAACAAGGAGCCAUCUACACGCGUGCUCUAUGUCGAGGCACGGAAGUUGGCACGGGAGUACUUUGACGGACUCCUUAACCACGCGCAACAGCAGGAAGACUCGCCUGUAGAGCAGAAUGGUACGGAUAUUACUAUCUCUGUAGAUGAAAUUGCACAGGCUGUGAAAAGUUUUAGAAAUGGAAAAGGUGCAGGAAUUGACGAAAUCCGCCCUGAGAUGCUCAAGGCAGUAGGCGAACAAGCGUGUGCUGGCUAA
Molecule: messenger RNA, 864 nt
Organism: Soboliphyme baturini
Lineage: Eukaryota; Metazoa; Nematoda; Enoplea; Dioctophymatida; Soboliphymatidae
Source: the annotation of a GenBank genome assembly